This is a messenger RNA of Symbiodinium pilosum, 2987 nucleotides long. NCBI's taxonomy places the organism in Eukaryota, Dinophyceae, Suessiales, Symbiodiniaceae. The record is from the annotation of a GenBank genome assembly.
GCCGGUAAGAGCACCUGGAUCGCUGUGAAUGGACCGGCAGAGUCAGAGACAGCGGUAUUCUUUGACGACUUGCUAUACACUCCAAGACAUCGCUCACAGUUUCUGCAGAAUCUCGAAAAAUACGAGAUUGCGGUUCCAGUCGAGAUCGUGGCUAUUGAAAGAGACUUUGAAGCAGCGCUUGCUUCCAACUUGGAAAGAGUGGCAGAUCGACAGGUACCGAUUGAAGCCAUGCAGAAAUUCAGAGACAGCUACGUCAGACCUGGCUACUCAGCGGCAGAGGCCUUGCGCCAGAUGCAAGAAGAAGCCAGUAGCAACUUGCCUGAUCGGCGCAGCGAAGGCGAUCCAAAUUGGCUGGCAAACGGCGCGCAAGUGGAGCUGCACAGCUUGCAGAAGGCCCAGGCCUUGAACGGUCAACGCGGUGCGAUCGUUGGUUUUGACGACAAGCAGCUCAGAUAUCGCGUGAAGCUCCACUCCGAUGCAACAACCAAGGUGGUUGCCAAGAAAAAUCUCCGCUUGCUGACCCUCGAGGAUCUGCAGCCCGCACCAGCACCUCCCGGAGCGCUGCAGAUGAUGCAGCAUGGCGGAUCCACAGGCAGUGGAGCUGCCGUCAGUCAGCCCAGCGAAGUGGUUCCUGCAGGCCAAAGGAUCACGCGAGAAAUGGUUCUCAGGGCCGCAGACCGUGUCAAAGCAGAUGCUGCUGCCCUGCAACAGCGAAUCGCUGCGCGCCGGGCAGGCGGAGGCAAUGAAGCCGCCACCGCUGACAUUUGCGACGUCUACCUGAGGUUGACCGCCUCCGAGGAGUCCUUUCGGGAAGUUAAGGAUCUAUACCAGGCCCAGAAUGGUCGCGAUGAGGAUUUGGAGCUGUUGGGGAAUGCCGCAUUGGAAAAUGUCGAGGUGGUGGCCGAGCAGUACUUCGAGGUUCGAUCAUGGCAAGAGUAUUUCCAGGACGAGGUCAAUGUCACUAAGUACAGUGUCAAGAAGCAUGGUAUACUGGGCACUCUCAAGAACGAGGUGGUUGAGGUGGGCAAUGAUGUGAAGGAUCUCGGUCGCGGAGCGGCGACUGUUGUCCAAAGUGGUCGAGACCAGAUGCCGCACCUUGUUCGAGCUGCUACCGACACAAUGGGGACUGUAGUGCAGUCCGGAAGCGCUGCAGCUGCCUCCACCGCAGGGACGUUUGCAGCGAGGAGUCAGGAGCACAUCACAACUGCUGUCCAUGACACGGUAGUUGCACCAGUGAAGCGCGCCUGGCAUUUGAUGGCAACUGGCUUCAUCCUUUGCGUCCUUGUGCCGCUUUUCGCCCUGAGGACCUAUGCUCCACUGAAUUCUGUCGUGUCAAACCUAGGCAUUCUCUGGCUUGGAAUUUGCACCUGCUGUCCACCAAGGGGGAUGAACGGACGAGCAGGGAAGGCUGCCCUGCUGCUGCUUUACCCCCUCAUAACGGUGGUUUUGCCAUUGGCUCUUCAUUAUUGGGCAACCCACCCCGAACUCGGCCGGGAUGUCAGCGACGCGUUUCGUCGACUGCCUGAGCAGUUCAGCCGACUGCCGGAGCAGCUGGAAAAGCUGUCGGGGUGCCAGGAGGUGCUGAACUUGAUACGAAUCAUCAACUUCUUCCCAAAAUGUGCACAGCUGUACUGGCCUGUCAACAGAAUCAGUACAGUCGUGGACAACUUGGCGCUGGCAUUUGAAGAGGUUCGAAAUUGUGUGAGCAAGGCCUCUCGCAAAGUGCAGCUGCAGAUAGACGCUGAUGGCCGCAAGGGGCGUUUCCUGCAGGCAAAUUGCGCGUUGAAGGCUGGCGAAGUCAUUCUCUCCGAGAGGCCUCUCUUUGAAGGAAACACAUUGGGUGGCAGAAGUCAGAAAGUUUAUUCCGAGGAAUUCCUGGAGAAACAGCUGUCACCAAUAAAUUAUGCAAAGGACUUUGGCAUGGACGAAUUGCCGGACUUUGAGGAGUGCUUUCACCCGCGGAGUCCGCUGAUCGACUGCGUUGCAGGCGUGCUGCUUUGCAAAAAGCGAGCCCGAAACGAAGCUUUGAAUCAGGAGAAUCGGGAAGCAGCCAAGAUUCAGCUGAACAAGCUCUGCUCCCUGUGCCGAAGCCCUUCACAAGAAGAAGCUAAUCAUCGGGAAUGCGCGCAGGAUCUUUGGGACGCACUUCAGGAGGACUUCCAGGGUCUGACAUCACUCGAAGAGCUCACCUACAUCCUUCAAAUCCUCAGCAGCAAUCGCUUUGGAUACAGCGAGCAGAGCAUGGAGCUGAUGUUCGCCGGCAGCAUGUUCGAGCACUCUUGCCUGCCGAACUGUUUCCUCGGAACGUGGCAGACCAAAGAUGGAGACGCUGGUACACGCACUUACCGUGCCCUUCGCGACAUCGAAGCAGGUGAGGCAUUAUCCAUUGAUUACCUGAACUUUCCAGCUGGAUAUUGCCCAGCAGCUGCUCGUGCCAAGGCAUUGCAGGGAUGGGGUUUCUCCUGCACCUGCCCAAGGUGCGUGUCACUGCCAGAGGUGGAGCGUUGCUUUGUGUGUCCUGCUUGUGGUGAGCCCCAGUUGUGCCCUCGCCAUCCAAGCAGCUCGGAGCUGCUUUGCCUGUCAUGCGGCAAAGCACCCGAGGAAGAGUAUGCUGCACGCUGCAUGGAACGAGAGGCAAAGCUGGCACAAAGUGCAUCGCGCAGUGGUCCAGGUAGUCCAGCUGCAGACGAGGAUGUCUUGCAAGCAGCCCUCGGCGAGGUGGAAGGUGACCAAGAAGAAAGCCUGCUUGGAUUUCACCACUACGUGGUUUUCCAGGCCUUGUGGCAAGAAGUCGAGCAGGGCUUGCCAGAACCUGCUGACCUUCCAGCCUUCCAGCAGAUCCUCAAGGCCUUGAUCGAAAGCAUCUCCACAGUGUGCCGACGAAAAGAACACCCAGCCAUGCUGAACUUUUACCACAUGGCCGCGCUCUCCACUCACGAGGACCUAGAGGUGCAGAAGAAGUACCUGGAACAUGAACACUGCAUCUU